Adelges cooleyi (spruce gall adelgid) is the source of this 937-nucleotide messenger RNA. RefSeq lists its product as uncharacterized. The transcript has 4 exons. Gene Ontology annotation, molecular function: DNA binding. NCBI's taxonomy places the organism in Eukaryota, Metazoa, Arthropoda, Insecta, Hemiptera, Adelgidae. The record is from RefSeq and is a predicted model, not a curated record. Bases 329 to 937 code for a protein of 202 amino acids.
UCAUUUACUUUAAUUAAUUAUGUCGUUUGACACCGAAAAGUUUAUUAUAUGUGUUCAACAAAAUGAGUGCAUUUGGAAUAAACAAGACAAAAGUCACCAUGACACGCAAAAAAUUCAUGUUGGAUGGACUUAUGUAGCUAAAUCGAUGGUCGAUAACUUUGAUAAUUUAGAAGAACACACAAAACGUGAAAAAGUGAAAGACCUUAAAAAUAAGUAGAAAAAUGUAAAGGAUACCUACAGAAAAAAAUCAAUUAAGAAAUCUGGCCAAGCUGCCAAGACUGAAAAAAAAUAUAUAUACGCUGAUAUUUUGGAGUUUUUAAGACCGACAAUGAAAAAUAGAAAGACCGAUAGUAACGUCGCUGGCAGUGAUGAUACAGAAAACGGAAGUGACGAGGACAUCGACGUACAAAACACAUCAAACAUCGACCAAGUAACAGCAUCAUCAUCUCAACAACCAAAAAAAAAAAGAAAAAAGACACAAAACUUUGAAGAAACGUUAAUUGCCGCUUUGGGAAGUCGACAAGCCCGGGAAGAUCCCGUCAGCUCAUUUUUGAUGUCAUUGGCUCCACAGAUAAGAGGUCUUGAACAAGUUCAACAGAACCAAGUAUUUAUAGAAUUUUUAACAGUCCUACAAAAUAUAAAAUAUUCUAAUUUACCUAAACAGUCAAACAAUCCAAACUUAUAUCAUCAAUCCCAAACCAAUAUUUCGAAUUCUAGUCUCCCACCUCAAAAUUAUUCUAACGUCAAUUAUUCUUAUCCUGUUUAUCCUUACAAUAAUUUUUCAUCGACUCCUCCUUCUUCUUCUGGACUUCCAUUAAUACCAAAUCCUCACCUUUCUCCAACAAUUUCUUCUUCGCCGCUACCUCCCCAUCUUUCUGCCUCCGAAUACCCUAGCAACUCUCCUAACAAUACACAGUAUCAAAACCGUCCUUUGUGA